Molecule: messenger RNA, 450 nt
Organism: Cotesia congregata
Lineage: Eukaryota; Metazoa; Arthropoda; Insecta; Hymenoptera; Braconidae
Source: the annotation of a GenBank genome assembly
AUUACCCAAGAACAAAAUUUGAAGAAAGAUGAUGCUACUGGUAAACAGCACUUAAUGACAUGCAACACUAUUAAUCCUGGUCCAUCAACAUCCAAAAACUUCGAGCAAGAACAUAGAUCUAUAACAGCUAACUCUCCGCUACCUUCACUGACAUUAGACUUACAAAAAAAAUUAACGGAGGAUGGUGUACUGAAAGCUCAAAAAUAUUUUAUCAACUUUUGGGCUUCAUACUUGUGGGAAGUUAUGAAUACCAAACCAACAAAGUUUGAUUAUCAUAAUUUAGCGACGAGUAUUGUACAGGCUCAUCCAGAACUUAAAGGUGGAUCUAAUGAAUGUGGGAUCGUUCGAAGUCAAUUAAGUAUCUGGAUAAGAAACCAUCGUCGUGGGUUGAAAAAGACUGGAAGUGUUAAAAGAGACCAUGAUGGAAAUAGCAAGCCUCCAACAGCUUAA